AUGGACUCAAUAACAUGUUUUCUGUUAACAACACCGAUUACGGAUUCAUUUCCAACAAAUUCUAUGGCGGAAACAUCAUCAAUAAUUAUAAGGAAUAUAAGGAAUACUAGAACAUCAACAGCUACGAUAUGUACACCCUCAGAACCGAUGGAACAUACAGAUACAAAAACAACACCAUUGGUAACACAAUCAACACACAUGACAUCACCAUACACAACAUCCUCACACGGGCUGAUUGUAUGUGCACGUUCGAUGGAAUCAACAGCAAACAAAAGAAAAACCACAAUACCAAUGACACUAUCAACUGAACGAAUGGUUGACACAACACCAGCGCCGAUAGUGAUAACGAGCGCAGCAACGGAUUCAUCUACAACUUCAAAGGAAGUUGAUUUAAUACCAAGUAUAAAAUUCACAUCGACAGAAUCACCAGUGAAUUCAUCAACUAGUUCAAAAACUACAGAAAUGAACUGCACAAUAGACUCAAUUGAAAGGGUAAUGUUAAAUUCGGGAACGGCAAUAAAUACAGAUAUGGAAACAAACGCAUUAACUUCAACAGGAAGCACAAUGAAAAAUAAGAGCAAAACACUAGCAGCAGCUAAAGGUAGUCUGACAUUGACAAUUGCAGCAUCAACAUCAAUAAAAAGAAAUGAUGGUAAAAAUUCAAUGACAGUAUCAGCACCCACAGCGAAGCUCUCAACGAGCUCGGUAUUGAUAACUGCAACAACAGAACCAACAACAGAAUCAACUAUACGAAAUGAAAUACUCACAAUGUCACCAAAGAAUAUUAAGACAUGUACAUCAUCCUUUACCAAUAACAGGAUGAAAUCAUUGACACGUGUGGAAGAAAUACGCUUGACAAAAUCCACCACACUAACAAGGGACAAUGACCUAGAAUCAACAAAAUCAACAAAAUCAACAGUGUCAAGAUCAAGAAGUAAGAAGGUAGGGUCGAACAUAUCGAACAUGUUGACAAAAGAAGUGGAAAUAUGUCAAUCAACAAAUUUGACAACAACAGCUGAAAAAGAACGCAAAUCGACAGUGAUAAGAGAAGAAGAGAAAAAGAAAAUACACUUGAGGAACGAUCCAGCAUCAGUCUCACUAUCCACAUUGCCGCUACUAUCAUCAAAGACGCCGAUAAAAAUCACACCCUCAAGACAACAAGCAGAAAAAAUAGAAAUAAAUACUGCAACAACAAUUUCGAUGACUGGAACAUCAUGGGUGCCAGGAACGUUAACCGAGACAGUCCCUGAAAGAACUACGCGAACACCCACAGAGGAACCGACAUUAGUCGAUUUAAUAGACUCAAGGAUAUCAAGUUCAACAAGGUCGAUGAAAGAUCUGAGACAAUCAAACAGGUCAUCAACGAACGAUGACUCAGAAGAAUCAACAAAGUCGACUACUAAUAAGUCAAGAAUUAGGAAUAUUGAAACAACAGAGGAAUUAACUCUGCCAACAGAGUCAAAAAUUACGAGUUUGUCAAAGUUACCGUGGACGAAAGGAAGAUACUUUAAGUCACAGAAACCAAUAUCAACAAGAAAAGAACAACUGGAGUUGCUCAAUAUAACAGCGAACGAACAAUUAGAAAUUACAAAAACAGGAGAAACACAAAGAUUGGACUCAACAGAACGUAUACUAGCAACAGAAGGUUUAGAAAUGGAAGAAACAACGUCAACUGAACAAUUAAAGUCAACAAGAACAUCAAGAACCAAAAAGAUGGAACCAAAGACAACAACAGCUUCAAUAAAAGACUCAAUCAUAACAAGAUCGAAGACAAAAAUGGGUACACAACCAACAGGAGAGAAAGAGAAAGGAGAAAGGAUGGAUGAUAUUCAAAAACAACAAUAUCAAAUAACACGACGAAAAUGUGAGGAUAAAUCCAAUAUGCUCACUUCAAUUACGUUAGGGAACGAUGAUAAUAAAAAUGAGUUGUCAGUAACUAACGUCCAAAAAGAAACGACAACAACAACGACAACAUCAAGAAGAAAGAAAGAAAAUAAAAAUGAAAUGACAAUUGAAAUACAAGCUCGAACUUCAACAUCACAUGGUAAUGAAGAAGAACAGACAAGCUAUAAUAACAAGAAGAAUGGAUCAUCAAUCAUGAAGCAUCAAAAAGAGAAUGAACAUGUCAUCAACGGAGAAUGA
Molecule: messenger RNA, 2142 nt
Organism: Adineta ricciae
Lineage: Eukaryota; Metazoa; Rotifera; Eurotatoria; Adinetida; Adinetidae
Source: the annotation of a GenBank genome assembly